Messenger RNA from Struthio camelus australis, 1024 nucleotides. The record is from RefSeq and is a predicted model, not a curated record. Lineage: Eukaryota; Metazoa; Chordata; Aves; Struthioniformes; Struthionidae.
CAGGCAACAAUUGGCAUUGACUUCUUAUCGAAAACCAUGUAUUUGGAAGAUCGAACAGUACGGUUGCAAUUAUGGGACACAGCAGGUCAAGAACGGUUCAGGAGCUUGAUUCCUAGCUACAUUCGUGACUCCACUGUUGCAGUUGUUGUUUAUGAUAUCACAAAUGUAAACUCGUUCCAGCAAACCACAAAAUGGAUUGAUGAUGUCAGAACGGAAAGGGGCAGUGAUGUCAUCAUUAUGCUGGUGGGAAAUAAAACAGAUCUAGCAGAUAAGAGACAAGUGUCCAUCGAGGAAGGAGAAAGAAAAGCCAAAGAGCUGAAUGUAAUGUUCAUUGAAACUAGUGCAAAAGCAGGAUACAAUGUAAAACAGCUUUUCCGACGUGUGGCAGCUGCCUUGCCUGGAAUGGAAAGCACACAAGACAAAAGUAGAGAAGACAUGAUCGACAUAAAACUGGAAAAGCCUCAAGAGCAGCCUGUCAGUGAAGGAGGCUGUUCCUGCUAAUACCAUGUGGCUUCUACCUUUCUCCAGAACAUCACUGCUUUCCCUCCCUUUACUCUUCAUUGACUGCAGUGUGAAUAUUGGCUUGAACCUUCCCCUUUCAGUAAUAACGUAUUGCAGUUCAUCAUCGCUGGCUGUCUCGUGGAGAUGAUCUAUUAGCUUCACAAGCACACACACACACACAAAGAAAAUGUCAGUGUCUUCAUUAUUUAUAAGAAAAAGCCAAAAUAUUCCAGCAUAUUCUAGUUAUAACUUUAAAAAGAUAGGUACAAUUUCUUAAUAUUUGUUCCUUUUUUAAUAUGUUAUGAUAUUGCACUUUGAAAUGAUGGAAACUGAGCAAGUUUUGAAUUGGACUUAGAUGAGAUGUAUGUGCAGAAUAAUGCUUGCAUAGCUUUUACCCAUUUGAUUUCUCUAACAAACUGGAAAGGACUAGACAGCGGUCAAAAAUGCAAGCAGAGGAAGCAUAUGCCAGGGGUUAAAUGCUAUCCAUAUAACAAAAAAUAAAACCAAGCUCUUAAUCUUUUGA